CUAAUUAUGCAGGCGUUCUUGCCACGUCGAAUGGCUGAGCGCUACAACCUGUGGCAUGAAUUUACGCCCGACUGUGGUUGUGUCGCAGACAAAAGCCCUGCACCAUCCCUUGCUAAUUGAGUGCUCAGAGCACAGCGAGUAACAUUCUCUCAGCUGAACCCAAAAGCAAAUUUUACGUUGAGUCGGUACACUUCAGCGUCAGGGGAAAUUGGACGAGGAUGUCUUCAUCGUUCGGAAAGCAGAAAGGAGCCAUGAAAGAAUCCUCGCCGCAAUCAGGUUAUCCCUCACUGUGGUCGGAAUGGGGGUGGGAUGACAACCGUCAUUUAUGGAAGCGCUAUCGCCUUGAUAGCAAUGGUUCCUACGAGUGUGAUUACUCUUCCCCGCAGGAAGAAGAUUAUUCCGCUGUGCGAAAUAAUCAACUUGCCAACGAACAUGCUUCUUACUCCAGCUCUCAACAAACAUUAUCUAGCUAUCAAGUGGCUCCAUUCUCUAGUGUUAUGACGAAUGCUUAUCGAAGAGAGUCUCAAGACAAGUCUAGUGAUAGAAGGGUGCCUGUCCAUUCAAUUCACAUUACAACGAGCAACCCGAGCACAGACUAUGAGGAAUUGGAUAAAAAGUACAAAAUCCACUCAUCUAAGGCUUUCAGAUUUGGGAGGGUUUUCAAAAUUCUCUGGUCCGAACAGGAUGUAAAUCAUGAGACUGGUGGUUACCACGACUCGGAAUCUAUUGUUCAACGAUUGAAGAGCGGUGGAACUGUUCUUGCCCCAAUUCGGCGAUUUCUCAUAGUUGAGCAGCAGAUAGGACAUUGCAAAUGCCUGCCAAUCAUGACUUAUGGUGGAAAGGGUCUCGACAAACGAGGUAUUCAUAUUGAUGAUCAUGCGGAAAUAUAUUCUGGAAAGCGUCCGUUCUAUACACCUGGAGAAAAAGGCAUGACAAAACACCCAGUGAAGUCAUCAUGCACCAAAGGACAGAAGUUAGACACGCCUUCUUUACUGAACUAUGCAAAGGUGUAUACUGUGGAACACAAUGUUAAGGCUUGCUUUAUCGGCCAGAUCGAUGAAACUUCCGAACGACAUGUAGCCGGCGACUACAAAGAUACGCAUCUGCUUCAAGGCGCGAGACAUGACGACAGCCCUUCUCAGGAUGCCGAUGGUGGACCCCUGGACUCGACAUCUCCAGAGAUGUCGGCCGAGGAAGUCGACAAGCAGUCCUUCCAAGAAGACGUCUCACCAAGUAUCGAUUAUGGUCAACCCGGUCUCGCCAAUCUGAGCCUGCCCGAUCAAAAUCCCUAUGUUCCCCAAUCGAUAGCACCCAGCUACCUAAACAACAAUCAAGAUAGCAGCAGCAUCGUACCUCCAGAUUCAUCAGCUGAGGCCUUUGGAGGACACGAUGCUGGCGAGAAGAAUGCUAAGUUAGUCAACCCGAGCACAAGUGCUGAAAAGAAAGCGGAAUUAUCAAAGAAGCGCUGUACGGGUCACGACUCGGUUUGGAGAGACUACGUUCUGCCUGCAUCUAAUGCAAUCCUUGUGACAUAUCUGGUCGGGCGGGAGUUGAGCGGAAGUUCGGGGGGUUCCCCUGCCCGCGACCCGGCGGACCAGUCGAGCUACCAACGUUCCUUGAUCAACGCGUGGCGCGAAAGAACUGGCGACGGAGCAAGCGUGGGAUCUUGGUCUAGAAGAUCUGACCGCGUUCCUAGUAUUCGAUCGCUGGAAUGAGAGAAAAUGCUUUAACAGGUUAGAGCUUGCAUUUACGAAUGACACGGAUAGAGCUGAAAAUAGACGAUGGGUCGAUGACUGAGUUUGAUGACAAGUUGGACACAUACGUCCCGUAGAGAGUCUCCGAGGAGGAAACUCUUGGUAUUUUGACAUUUUUACUAUUCUGAAACUACCAGCCAAGAGAGGGUACUAUUCGUGCUCUCUGCAGCGCCUCAGUACAUUUUAUAAAUUCUUGGUUGAAAUGUCAAGAACUUUAUUUUUCAGGUUUCACCCAACUGAAUUGUAUGAAUGAUCAGUCAUAGGUAGUCUCGAGAGCUAUGAGGCAUCCCUAGGCCCAUUAGUACAAUACCCAAAGCUUCCAGUCUAGCAUCUAG
Messenger RNA from Cadophora gregata, 2089 nucleotides. RefSeq lists its product as uncharacterized. The coding region runs from base 219 to 1715 and encodes 498 amino acids. Lineage: Eukaryota; Fungi; Ascomycota; Leotiomycetes; Helotiales; Ploettnerulaceae. The record is from RefSeq and is a predicted model, not a curated record. The transcript is spliced from 5 exons.